Molecule: messenger RNA, 1197 nt
Organism: Trichophyton rubrum CBS 118892
Lineage: Eukaryota; Fungi; Ascomycota; Eurotiomycetes; Onygenales; Arthrodermataceae
Exons: 4
Coding region: 1-1197 (398 amino acids)
Biological process (GO): protein O-linked glycosylation; cell wall mannoprotein biosynthetic process; protein N-linked glycosylation
Cellular component (GO): membrane; Golgi apparatus
Molecular function (GO): alpha-1,2-mannosyltransferase activity
Source: RefSeq, a predicted model, not a curated record
AUGGCAGUCGCCAGGCCGGUCAGACUGAUAAUAGGGGUCUGCAUCGCUCUAAUUUUGCUUCUUAUCUAUCAAACUUCUAACUCGCCUUCCUUACCCCUUUCAACAAUCCGAAAACAUAAAUAUGAUAACGGGCUUAAGCGCGAGCCUUUGAAAGAAUUGACUGGAGAGCCGGAUGGACCGCUAUGGAGGGCACAAGGAGACGACUACGCUCCCGAUAACCCAAAUUCCGCUCGGAUAAAGGCGUCUCUGAUUUCUCUGGUUCGCAACGAAGAGCUAGACGAUUUGAUUCCAACCAUGAAAGAGCUGGAGCGGACAUGGAAUUCAAAAUUCAACUAUCCUUGGACAUUUUUCAACGACAAACCAUUUACAGAAGAGUUUAAAAGGAGGACGCAGGCAGAAACAAAAGCAAAAUGCAAUUAUGAAAUCGUACCUAAAGAGCACUGGGAUGUUCCGUCUUGGAUUGAUAUGGACAAAUACCGAACCGCCUCGAAGGCUAUGGAAGCAAACGGCAUACAAUACAGCACUGUGCUUUCCUACCACAAGAUGUGCCGAUGGAAUAGCGGGAUGUUUUAUAAACAUCCUGCCCUAGCGGAUAUGCAAUACUACUGGCGUGUUGAGCCCAAGGUUCGCUUUUUCUGUGACGUGGACUAUGAUGUGUUCCGAUACAUGCAAGACCGGAACAAAACCUAUGGCUUUACAAUCAACUUGUACGAUGCACCAGAGACUAUGCCAGGGCUGUGGCCUGAAACCUUGAAGUUCCUAGAAAAGUACCCGGAAUACGUAAACAAGAAUAACGCCAUGGACUGGUUGACAGACAAUAAGCAAAGACCUGAACAUACCAAAAAAGCAAACGGAUAUUCAACUUGCCACUUUUGGUCAAACUUUGAGAUAGGCGAUCUAUCUUUCUGGCGAAGCAAGGAAUAUGAAGACUACUUCAACCAUCUUGACAAGGCUGGAGGAUUCUUCUAUGAGCGGUGGGGAGACGCCCCUGUUCAUUCGAUCGGACUGGGGCUAUUUGCCGAUAAAAGCAAAAUCCAUUGGUUCCGAGAUAUUGGAUAUAACCAUAUCCCAUUCUUGAACUGUCCAAAUUCUCCGAAAUGUAGGGAAUGUGAGGCUGGCCAAUUCUAUCGCGGAGAGCCGUUUCUCCAACUCGAAGAUUGCCGGCCAAAUUGGUUCAAAUAUGUUGGAGAGGAUUGA